Molecule: messenger RNA, 2980 nt
Organism: Zeugodacus cucurbitae (melon fly)
Lineage: Eukaryota; Metazoa; Arthropoda; Insecta; Diptera; Tephritidae
Biological process (GO): Ras protein signal transduction; positive regulation of GTPase activity
Cellular component (GO): plasma membrane
Molecular function (GO): guanyl-nucleotide exchange factor activity
Source: RefSeq, a predicted model, not a curated record
GAAAAUAAAAGAAAAUUUCAAUUAAAAAUUUAAACCGAAAAACAAAAUGUUGAUCAGAACAAAUUACUGGAAAAGCACUCAAAAACGGAUUAAAUAAAACAUGAAUGCAAUUUCAAAAGUGAAACAAAAAUAUACAAACAAGAGCAACAAUAGUGACUAAUUUAAAAAAAAUUAAAGUGAAAUUCUGAAAAUAUAAAUCGAAAAAGAAAUCUCGAAAUUAGUAAAAAUGCAAAUUUCCAAUAAAUCUUAAAAACAAAAAAACACACUCCUGCGCGAAAUCGGAAAUAUCCGUUCUCCCCCACGUCAAAGAUGACAGCACACCGGUGCAAGCGACACUUGAGCACAUAUUUCAACGCCCGCACAUGUUGUCGUACGCCAUCAAUAUUCCGCCAGUAAACACAAAUGUCCGGCCAACGCGUCCGGACCCUCAACCAAACGUGACACAUGGCUAUGUACUAUUAUGCUAGUAAAAUAUCGGCAAUCGCUUGUGGUACACGUUGCAGACAAACAGUGUUACAGAAGUCGCGCGGACAACGCGAUCGCGAUAAAUAUGUCACGGCGGACGAUGACAACAAUGCUGGCGGCUGCGGCGUUGGCGCCACGGCCACGGCGUUGGAUGAGCAUGGCGAUGUUGUUGUCGUCGUGGAUGGUCGAGGUGCUGGUGUCGGCAAUGAUAGCAACGCAGGUAUGACCAUAUAUACGACGGCGGCGGAGAGCGCAUUCGCGGCGAUGUCAGGUGAUGGUGUACGACAUCGGCGUAGGCAUAGCGAACAGUUGGAUGCGUACGAUCUGGAGUUGGGGUUUCAGAAGCUCGAGGUUUCAUUGGCAAAAUCAACAAAAAACACAUUCACCGGUUAUGGCAUCGGCAGCGCCAAUAUGGAUGCUGAUAUUGUGCAAUAUGACAUACCGAAAAACUCCUACAAACGAGCCAAUUCGGACAUCAAUUACGAGAGCUCCGUACUGGGAUCCGGUGGUAUUAUGUAUAUAAAUGGUAGAAUAGUUUCUGGACCCUUAGACUCGCUGAUAGAAGUGCUAGUGCCAAAAAAUCGCAUAGAUUUCGAUAAGGAAUUUAUAUUCUCAUUUUUAUUAUCGUCACGUUUAUUUUUACGACCCCAUGAGCUGCUUGGCAAAUUAUUAUCCUCGGUACCUGAUAGCGAAUCGUUAGAAUCAUUAGUCGCAUUAUUGGCCGAGUGGACGCAAAAGUUCCCCUACGAUUAUCGCGAUGAACGUAUGAUGGGCCAUGUUAAACAUAUCGUUGCCAGAUGUUCCAAUACAAAUCUAGAAGGUGUAGUUUCCGAAAUACUGAGUGCCUUGUUGAAACAAUUGACUGACUUGGAGAGACAUGAAGAAGAUCUACGCGCUUGUCAAAGUACAACUGAGAAGCCUGAACACAACAAAUUAGACUGCCCGACCGCUUCGCAAUACGCACAAAUACUCUGUCGGCUGGAGAAAAAGUUGGCAAAGCAAAUUGGCCCCGAGGAGUUCCUGCAAUGCAGCAGUAAUGUGCUGCUUGAUAAACAGAAAAAGUGGGACCAACCGAGCACGUCCGGCGGCCCACCCGGUGUCCAGGAUCCGAAGAAAACGUGCAAUUUGGAAACCUAUCUGGAUUGGUCGGCACGUCUGCGCCUGUUCGUAUGCAAUGAAAUAUUACAGUGCAUCGGCAUACGUGAUCGCAGUAAAACGGUCGAAUUGUGGAGUGGCGUCGCACAGUACUGUCUACUCGUGGGUAAUUACAAUAGUGCCACAGCGAUACUCGAGUCACUGGAAUCGCCGCCCAUAGCGAGACUGAAAAUAACGUGGAGCAAAUUGCAAAUGACGUGUCAGCAAUUGGAUUGCAUGCAACGACAUGCUGAGGGACAUGGCGAUCUGUGGCACAAGCAGGCGAGCAUACUGAAUGAGAGUCAUCAAAAGACUGAUACAACGAGUAGAACAACAACGGCGGCAGCAGCAGCAGCAACCGCACUAGCUGCAACAACAGCAGACUGCCCAUUGGACAACACCUUGGCAGCAGCGGGCGCCACAAUAAAUGGCACAACGGUAACAACGGCACAAUUGCUGGCAACACCUACAACACACGGCACUCAGGAGGCGCUCGCCCACUGUGUGGUUGGCGAUGGCGUCGAACAGCAGCGCAGCAGUUGCGUGCUUGUGGCAAGCAUAGGUGAUGGUGUUGCAGUGGGAGUGCCGACAACAACAACAACAACAACACUCAUAACACCGGAAAUGACAGCAAACACGACAAGCAGCAACAAUGGCAGCAGCAGCAAUGACAGCACGGCGAGCAGCAAUAGCAGUCGUGCUGUUGGCACGUGCAGAAAAAUAAUUAAAACGACAACAACAACAACUCCAGCAACACCGGUCGAUGUAACGGUAACAAGUGGUGGUGUUGCAACAGUGACGAAACCAAAUGAUUGGGUUGUGAUUCCGGUAUUUGCGGAUAUUGUUAAAUUGGCAUUGGCCGGACGCGAGGAAUGCCUGCAGCGUUUACCAAACGGGCACAUCAAUAUUAUGGCCUUCGAUCGCAUGGCAGCCAUUGUUGGCGCCUUCACCAAGCACAUGCAUGCCGUUAAGUCGCCGAAUGAAGCACCACCUGGCGAGUAUAAGACCUUUUGCCAGCACAUGCAACGCUCAUCGAAAUUGAGCGAAACGGAACUAAUGAUGGCCUCAUUCGAUUGCGAGGAACCGAAUAAUGCCGAAAAGCUUAUGUAUGAUCUCAAUUAAGACCAGCAGGAACGCAUCCAAAGUAAAUAUAAUUGUAAAUACAAAAAAUAGGAAAGUUCAAAAUCGAGUAAGCUUUAGUAGCGAGUUCACAAAGCUUUCAUGCCGAAAAGCUCAUUUCAACUAGAAACGCACAAAUAACUAAAUCAAACUGUAAACUGGUGUGAGCUUUCGUAGCGAGUUCACAAAGCUUUCAUGCCGAAAAGCUCAUUUCAACUAGAAACACACAAAUAACUAACUUUAAUUGUAAACUAGUAUGAGC